AUCCAACGAGGCAAACCACUAAAAAGUCGACGGUUGGACCCAGAAAAUGGAGACACGGUGGCGUUUGGUUGCAAUUUCCAAUUCGGCGGCGUUUUCCUCGGCGAGUUUGGGCAACUUCACCGAUCACCAGGGUCCAGACCUUCUAAAACCAGAGGAGACUCAGAGACGUACAAUCGCUCCGGCAUGAUUUCUGCGGCAGCCAGUGUCCACCGUACUGCUUCACUUCCCCGCGCCCAAAACCUCACGCCCUACAAAUGGCGGCAUUUGUUGAAUCCCAAGUGGCCGUCGCGCUCGGCCAACCGGAGCUUCUCUCCGUUCUUUACUCUUAGAAAUAGUCACAGGCGCGAUUUCUCAUCUCCGAUCGUCCAAUUGAUCCCAAUUAAAGCUUCGGCAGACGAUACUCAACCUGUUGGCGGCGGUCCGGUCGGAGACGGAGUGCCGGAGCCGAGCUUCGUGGAGUUCAUUACUUCGGAGAGAGUGAAAGUUGUGGCUAUGUUAGCUUUGGCAUUGGCUUUAUGUAAUGCCGACAGGGUUGUGAUGUCUGUGGCUAUUGUACCGUUAUCCGAUUCGUAUGGAUGGAGUCAAUCUUUAGCAGGCAUUGUUCAGUCAUCUUUUCUAUGGGGCUAUCUGAUAUCACCAAUUGCUGGAGGGACACUAGUGGAUUAUUUUGGCGGCAAGGCAGUUUUGACAUGGGGUGUGAUUUUAUGGUCUUUAGCCACUUUUCUAACUCCUUGGUCCAUGGGGGUUUCCUUGCGGACACUGCUUUUCAUGCGGAUGUUGCUAGGCAUUGCAGAAGGCGUAGCUCUUCCCUGCAUGAACAAUAUGAUUGCAAGAUGGUUUCCACGGACAGAACGAUCAAGGGCUGUAGCUCUUGCAAUGGCGGGAUUUCAGCUUGGAAGUGCUAUUGGGCUCACUCUCUCUCCAAUUCUCAUGUCCCAGGGUGGUUUGUUUGGACCAUUUGUUAUUUUUGGUCUGUCCGGCUUUCUUUGGGUUCUGGUAUGGAUAUCUGCAAUCUCAAGUACACCUGAGCGGAGCAACCAAAUAUCAACACAGGAACUGCGCUACAUAGAACACAAGGGACUAAAUCAUUCUGCAUCUGACAGUAAAAUGAAAACUGCCAACGUGAUCCCACCGUUUAGACGCUUGCUAUCUAAGCCACCAACAUGGUCUUUAAUUGUUGCAAAUUCCAUGCACAGCUGGGGAUUUUUUGUGAUGCUUUCAUGGAUGCCAAUUUACUUCAAAACUAUAUACCGUGUUGAUCUCAGACAAGCAGCAUGGUUUAGUGCUGUUCCAUGGAGUAUGAUGGCAUUAAUAGGUUACGUUGCUGGUGCUUUAUCUGACCGUAUGAUUCGAAGUGGUAUAAGCGUUACACUGACCCGCAAAGUGAUGCAGUCAAUUGGUUUUUUUGGACCUGGGAUUGCCCUCAUUGGUUUAACUAAGGCUCCAACUCCAACAAUAGCAUCAGCUUGGUUUACUCUAGCUGUCGGGUUAAAAGCGUUCAGUCACUGUGGCUUCCUUGUAAACCUCCAGGAAAUCGCCCCUCAGUAUUCAGGUGUUUUGCAUGGUAUGUCAAACACCGCAGGUACACUGGCAGCCAUAAUAGGAACUGUUGGCACGGGCUUCUUCGUCGAGUUAGUUGGUUCUUUCAAGGGAUUUUUAGUGCUCACGUCAUUUCUGUACUUUUGUGCUGCUCUCUUCUAUAAUGUCUUUUCCACAGGAGAAAGGGUUAACUUUGAUGAAACUUGUUAGAUGUAUCAUCAUCCUUUCUAUAGCUCAGGGUUGUGGAUUUCCUGGCAACAUUAGCACUCUAUAUAGGUUUGAAGCAAAAGCGAAGUUUAGCAAAGAACCUGAUGGGGCUUGUGUUUGGGUCGCGAUCCAACCGGUUUGAAUGCCGGCCAAGUCUGAUAAACAUCGGAACAUGAAGAGCAUAUAUGUAAAUGAUAUUUUAGUCUUUCCAUUGCCAUGACACCAGUUAAGAAAAAAGGGUUGUAUAU
Molecule: messenger RNA, 1994 nt
Organism: Cuscuta campestris
Lineage: Eukaryota; Viridiplantae; Streptophyta; Magnoliopsida; Solanales; Convolvulaceae
Source: the annotation of a GenBank genome assembly